GCUCACUGUGGGAGAAAUCUUCACAGCCUCUGACACAUCCCCCAUUCCCAGAGUGCACAAAUGUCCAACGGCAGCUCCAUUACAGAAUUCCUCCUCCUGGCAUUUGCAGACACGCGGGAGCUGCAGCUCUUGCACUUCUGGCUCUUCCUGGGCAUCUACCUGGCUGCCCUCCUGGGCAAUGGCCUCAUCAUCACCGCUGUAGCCUGUGACCACCGUCUCCACACCCCCAUGUACUUCUUCCUCCUUAACCUCUCGCUCCUCGACCUGGGCUCCAUCUCCACCACUGUCCCCAAAGCAAUGGCCAACUCCCUCUGGGACACCAGGGCCAUCUCCUACCAAGGGUGUGCUGCCCAGGUCUUUUUUUUCGUUUUCUGUGCUUCAACAGAGUUUUACCUUCUCACAGUCAUGGCCUAUGACCGCUACAUUGCCAUCUGCAAACCCCUGCACUACGGGACCCUCCUGAGCAGCAGAGCUUGUGCCAACAUGGCAGCAGCCACCUGGGGCAGUGGUUUUCUUUAUGCUGUAAUGCACACUGCCAAUACAUUUUCACUACCACUCUGCCAAGGCAAUGCUGUGGACCAGUUCUUCUGUGAAAUCCCCCUGAUCCUCAAGCUCGCCUGCUCAGAUGCCUACCUCAGGGAAGCUGGAGUACUUGUAGUUGCUGUCUGUUUAGCUUUUGGGUGUUUUGUUUUCAUUGUGGUGUCCUAUGUGCAGAUCUUCAGGGCUGUGCUGAGGAUCCCCUCUGAGCAGGGACAGCACAAAGCCUUUUCCACCUGCAUCCCUCACCUGGCCGUGGUCUCCCUGGUUGUCAGCACUGCAGCAUUUGCCUACCUGAAGCUCCCCUCCAUCUCCUCCCCAACCCUCGACAUGGUGGUGUCAUUUCUGUACUCGGUGGUGCCUCCAGCCCUGAACCCCUUCAUCUACAGCAUGAGGAACAAGAAGCUCAAAGAUGCCAUUAAGAAACUGAUUCCAUGA
Messenger RNA from Harpia harpyja (harpy eagle), 975 nucleotides. Its product is annotated as olfactory receptor 14C36-like. Gene Ontology annotation, cellular component: membrane. Gene Ontology annotation, molecular function: olfactory receptor activity; G protein-coupled receptor activity. The coding region runs from base 61 to 975 and encodes 304 amino acids. The transcript is spliced from 2 exons. Gene Ontology annotation, biological process: G protein-coupled receptor signaling pathway. Lineage: Eukaryota; Metazoa; Chordata; Aves; Accipitriformes; Accipitridae. The record is from RefSeq and is a predicted model, not a curated record.